AUGAAAGUUACUUAUGAAAAGCAAGACGAUCUUUUAGACCUUUCUUAUGGUGGACAGAUGACCACUGGAGCAUCAAUCGAAGAUGACACUGGCGUCGUGGUGCAUUUGGGGACGGAUGGCGGAUGCGACAUAGUGGCCGUAACCAUUAUGGGGGCUGCGUCUUGGUUCAACAAAGGCUUUGAUGAAGCGUCAGAUAAAUGGCUGAUUGGCGAUACGACCGACGACCUUGAAAUGGUAACAAUAAAUGGCGACUUUGUGGGUUAUUGGCAGCCGGAUAGGUACGAUCCUAAUGAAGUCCCCGACCCUAUCGGCGUUGAAAUUAAACAUGUGGCAAAGCAUGUGCCUGCCCGUAUCCGCAAGGCGUUGCGGAACGCUUACCAAGGUGUUGUGAACUCCGACGAGGGGUCUGGUAUAGAAGGCGAGGCGCUGUCGGUCGAGCGCCACUAA
Messenger RNA from Geodia barretti, 447 nucleotides. NCBI's taxonomy places the organism in Eukaryota, Metazoa, Porifera, Demospongiae, Tetractinellida, Geodiidae. The record is from the annotation of a GenBank genome assembly.